AUGGCAGAAAUUACACCUCCGCGACCGUAUAAAUUAUACGGUCCCGUAUAUCUUAUACGAAUCCGUAUAAUUCCUACGGUUGCGGAGUUAUGUACCAAUCUAAAUUGUUUGGAGAACAUGGACGGGUCAGAGGUUAUGCAUCGUUUGUGGAAUCAGGAUCUUGCUGCUGUCCUGAACUUCCGACAUAUACUUAACAAUUUGAGAUAUGAUGGGAUUAUACCUGUAAGGUUCACCCGCGUUAUUCGGAUUGGACGUAUCAGAAGACAAGCAGAAGAAGAUCUCCAGGAGGGUCGUCGUUUGAGACAAAGACUGACUAGAAUUCAAAGAAGAUAG
Messenger RNA from Phycomyces blakesleeanus NRRL 1555(-), 333 nucleotides. RefSeq lists its product as hypothetical. Lineage: Eukaryota; Fungi; Mucoromycota; Mucoromycetes; Mucorales; Phycomycetaceae. The transcript is spliced from 2 exons. Bases 1 to 333 code for a protein of 110 amino acids. The record is from RefSeq and is a predicted model, not a curated record.